CGAUUUUUCGGUUAUAACGGAGAAUUCGUAUUUGGGAUAUUUUUGUUAUAAAGGAACCGCCGUUUCGAAUUUUCAGGGUUGUAUUGUGUGUGAUUCGGUAACCAUUUAGUUUAUGUAAACUUGGGUAUAUCCAAUUCCAGUCUCCAAGUUCCAGAAGGAUUGUUGGAGGUGUUCCUCUUCCUCUGUUGUGUUUCAGAUACUCUGUUUAGUGUCAAUGUCUCUUCUCUCAUUUCUUGUAAUCCCCUCUUGUUUCUCUAUUUCAGUAGAAGAAGCUCUCAUGGUGAUCUGAGUUGCUUACAAGUUUGUUUAAAAUCCAAUUCAGUCUCGUUGCUACAGUUAUACUCAAAGAUGGUUGCAUUCGGGAAGAAGUUGAAAGAAAGGCAAAUUCAAGAAUGGCAAAGGUAUCAGGAUCGGAUACUAGCUCGACAACAGAUCGGUGGUACAAAAACCAGGGAGGGCAAAUAUUUAAAAAAUUUAUCGCAACUUUGGGAGCAAAAGUGACUGAUCCGGGCCGAUAUGGCCGAUCAGUAUCGGUAUUGCCACCGUGAACUAAAUCCUUGCAUGUUGCCAACUUUGAUAGCACUUAGUUGAUGAAAAUCUGAAAGUUUCCUUUUCUAAUUGUAUGUGGCAUCUAUAUCACUAUGCAUUCCACUCUACUAUAAUUUUGUGACUACAGUAUGGACAAUUUACUUCCAUGGCAUUGUCAUUCACUUCAAUCAUUGAGCGGCAAAUGUUGAUAGGUACUACAUCAACUACAAAUUAAUGAAGAAGAAAGUGAAGCAGUAUGCUCAACAAAUUGAGGUUGGAGCACAAGAUCGCCGUCAUGUUCUCAUGGAAUUCUCCAGAAUGCUGGAUAAUCAGAUUGAAAAGAUUGUUCUGUUUAUCUUGGAACAACAAGGGCAACUUGCAAGCAGGAUAGCCAAGCUUAAUGAACAGCAUGAGGCUCUUCUACAGCAGCCAGAAACAUCCCAAAUAGCUCAACUGCGAGAAGCGUUCAGAGAAGCGGGACAGGAUCUUUUAAGGCUUCUAUUUUUUGUUGAGAUGAAUGCUAUUGGCCUGCGUAAGAUACUGAAGAAGUUUGAUAAACGCUUUGGGUUUAGAUUCACUGAUUAUUAUGUUACAACUCGUGCAAAUCAUCCUUAUUCCCAGCUGCAGCAAGUGUUCAAACAAGUGGGAAUUGGGGCUGUUGUAGGAGCCCUUUCUCGCAAUCUUUCUGAUCUUCAAGACUGUCAUGUGAGCUACUUAUCAAUUUAUGAUCAGCCAGCACUUCCUUCUCAGGAUCCUGUUAUUGAAUCAAUUAAAGCGGCAGUAGACAGGUUAAAUCAUUCCACAAACUUCCUUCGCUUUCUGGGACAGCAUGCACUUAUUAUGCAAGACGAGUUACCAACUCCAGUAGAGGAUCAAAUUGAUGAUGAAAGUUAUCAUUUCAUGUCACUUCUUUUGAACUUAGCAAACACCUUCCUUUAUAUGGUCAACACAUAUAUUGUUGUUCCAACAGCGGACGACUACUCACUAAGCCUAGGAGCUGCAGCAACAGUUUGUGGUGUUGUUAUUGGGUCCAUGGCUGUUGCACAAGUAGUUUCUUCAUUAUAUUUCAGUGCAUGGUCGAAUAAAUCGUACUUCAGGCCUCUUAUAUUUAGCAGUAUCAUUCUUCUUUUGGGAAAUAUAUUAUAUGCAUUGGCUUAUGAUCUUAAUUCGAUUGCAGUUCUUAUUACUGGUCGUCUAUUUUGUGGGUUGGGUUCUGCAAGAGCUGUGAACCGGCGUUACAUCAGUGAUUGUGUGCCUCUUAAAAUACGAAUGCAGGCUUCUGCAGCUUUUGUGAGCGCUAGUGCUCUUGGAAUUGCCUGUGGUCCUGCUCUUGCUGGCUUGCUUCAAACUAAUUUUAAGAUUUACAAGUUAACAUUUAACGAAGAAACCUUACCUGGUUGGGUUAUGGCACUGUUAUGGAUCUUCUAUUUAGUGUGGUUGUGGAUUUCUUUUAAGGAACCUGCUCGUAAGACUGAAGUGACCAAUGUACAACAGGAAGCUAGUACUCGACCAGCAGAAAAUGAUGCACUGGAAAAUGGCCUUGCACAACCUUUGCUUUUAAAUUCAGAAGACAAGCAACAAGAUGAAGAUGGUGACCAAGAAUGUGAUGGUAGUGAAGAAGCUUCUGAGGAAUCACACAGACCAGCUGCUUCGAUUGCAUCAGCAUAUCGUUUGCUUACACCAUCAGUAAAGGUGCAGUUAUUAACUUACUUCAUGCUGAAAUAUGCUAUGGAGAUAUUACUUGCUGAAUCUAGCGUCGUUACUACUUAUUACUUUAAUUGGUCAACUAGCACAGUUGCAAUAUUUCUUGCCUGUCUUGGGCUUACGGUACUUCCAGUAAACAUUGUUGUCGGAAGUUACAUUAGCAACAUGUUUGAAGACAGGCAAAUUUUACUGGCAUCAGAAAUUAUGGUAGGGAUAGGCAUAUUCCUAAGUUUCCAUGUAUUAGGUCCAUAUACCGUACCACAAUAUGUCUGCUCAGCACUCAUCGCAUUUGUGUCUGCUGAAGUUCUUGAAGGUGUCAACCUAUCGCUCUUAUCUCGGGUCAUGUCAUCCAGGCUUGCUCGUGGGACCUACAAUGGUGGACUACUUUCAACGGAAGCUGGUACAAUCGCUCGGGUAGUUGCUGAUAGCACGAUAACGCUGGCCGGGUACUUGGGGACGAAUAGGCUCUUGAACAUAACCCUAAUUCCUGCACUCUUCAUUUGGAUAGCCUCUAUUGUUGCCACAUGCUACACCUACAACUCUCUCUACUGAUCAUAUCUCUUGUUCGCCCAGUCAAAUUGUGGUUCCCUAUUCUUUCUCAUAAGUAGUUUUUUUUUUUUGGCCUUUUUCCUUGUAUGUCAUGCUGUAUAGUUUACUUGCAGUCAAUUUUUAGAUUUAGAAGAUAUAAUUUCUCAUGCAGAUUUUAUGAAAGCCUUUUUUUAUUGCUUUUGUCAUGGAGAAAGUCGCCACCAAGGGUGAAGUUUCUGUCUUCAUCCACCAUAAUUGGAUUCCUGGAGGGUGUUUCAUCGUUAAACUUCCACUCCCUAUUGUAUGUAAUCGAUGUAACUUGAAGAUCGAAAAUCAUAUCCAAAACACCAAGAUUGACUUAGAGGAUGAUUACUUCUUUA
Macadamia integrifolia is the source of this 3140-nucleotide messenger RNA. Its product is annotated as SPX domain-containing membrane protein At4g22990-like. Gene Ontology annotation, biological process: transmembrane transport. The coding region runs from base 763 to 2784 and encodes 673 amino acids. Gene Ontology annotation, cellular component: membrane. The record is from RefSeq and is a predicted model, not a curated record. Lineage: Eukaryota; Viridiplantae; Streptophyta; Magnoliopsida; Proteales; Proteaceae. The transcript is spliced from 12 exons. Gene Ontology annotation, molecular function: transmembrane transporter activity.